Molecule: messenger RNA, 1153 nt
Organism: Penaeus monodon (black tiger shrimp)
Lineage: Eukaryota; Metazoa; Arthropoda; Malacostraca; Decapoda; Penaeidae
Exons: 6
Coding region: 188-1153 (321 amino acids)
Biological process (GO): cytokine-mediated signaling pathway
Cellular component (GO): external side of plasma membrane
Molecular function (GO): protein binding; cytokine receptor activity
Source: RefSeq, a predicted model, not a curated record
ACAAAGAAUGACAAAGACUCUUUCUGUGUGACUCAGUACCCUCAAAUGUCCGUCAGCUCUUCAGAAAACGUGAAAUAGCGUUUCGCAAUGUGUCAGACGUGGGAGUCAGCCUCAAGCAUCACGUGACACCGAAAGCACCUCCCCUGACGGACUGCCUGCGGGAGAGCCGCGACUUGGAGGGUCCGCCAUGAAAUCCUUCUGCCUCGAUAUCAUUCGGAAAAUCGGAUUCCUGCUUCUGCUGGUCUCGCACGUCACCUCGCAAGACCCACGGCGUCCUGUGUCAGUCCUGCGAAGUGACUCCAGGCAGGAAGGAAGCGACUCUGAAGACACUGUCGUGGAGAACCUGUCAUGUGUAUCAGUGAAUCUUGAAAGCUUACAGUGUAGGUGGGAGAUACCGAAGAUUCCUGUCUCUAAUUACACCAUGUAUCUAUACAACUGGCUACAUCUCUGGGAUAUUAAGCAAAGCUGUACGUGCUACGAAGAGUGGUGUGGCUCUUGCUCCGGGGUGUGCUGUCACUGGAAAGCUCCAGCUUAUGACUUCACUGCUCCUGAAAUUAUGAUUGAACUUUCAACCGGCAGCAGCACCCUAAACGAAACGUUCAACCAGCCAUUAAUCGUUCUCCCUGGUCCCGCCGAGAAGCUAAGCAUAAGCACGACAGAGUCAUACCAGGAGCUCGAAGUCAGAUGGGAUACGCCAAAAUUCCUCAUAAAUUUCGAGCCCGGACUUUUCUAUAGAGUGGACUACAGGCCUAAAAAUGUCAGCGUUUUUGGGUCCCUUGAGUGGAUGAGUGUGCCGGGACAUUAUUACGACAAAAACGAGACGGUGAGGCUGACGUCGCUGCACGGCUGGGUGGACUAUGAGGUGCGCGUGAGACUCCGCUCGGGGGCACGACCUCCGCCCUCACCCGACAAUGGCACUGACGGAUGGUGGUCGUCCGAGGCCUCUGGCAACGCCUUCACGCCGCAGGGAGCGCCCGAGGUUGCCCCAGCCGUGGGCGUGGGGACCUUCGAGGUUGAGAGCGACGCCGACUCCGGGCGGCGGGCGGUCGCGCUGCAGUGGCGCCCCGUGCCCCCGCUGCUGCACAACGGACCCGGCCUGGAGUACCGCGUCCUGGUCAGGGACCAAAACGUAAGACGCGGGGCCGUUGCGUAG